ACUAGCUAGGGUGUAAAUUAGUUUGUCUUGGCCAGAGAUGAUGCGUUUGACGACGAAUCAGAGAGUUUAACAUGUUUCAAUGAUAAUUCCCAUACAGAUUAAAUUGGGCAUAAAUGCAUAAUGUUUUUGGGGCUUAUUUUCUAAACAAUAAGGAAUUGAGGAGUAAGGACCUACUUCACAUUAAGCUUUGAUGAAUAGGAUGCGCAAUCUUCGUCGACUUUGAGCAAUCAUAGACAAAUACGACAUCAUGGGCAGCAUCCUCUGGUUCCGCAACGGUCUUCGGCUGCACGACAACCCGUCGCUGCUGCGUGCGGUAGAAGACAAGAGUGGCCCGCUCUUUCCGAUCUUCGUGUUUGACGGCGAGACUGAUGGUUCCACGGUAGCUGGUUACAACCGCAUGCGGUACAUGCUGGAGGCUCUGGACGACUUGGACGGCCAGUUCCGCAAGCACGGCGGACGACUGUUCAUGCUGAGAGGCAAACCGGAAGUCAUAUUCAAGAGGCUGUGGGAGCAUUUUGGCAUCCGCCGCUUAUGCUUCGAGCAGGACUGCGAGCCGACGUCGAAGGCACGUGACGAGCGCGUGCGCGGCGCGUGCCGCGUGCUCGGCGUGCACGUGUACGAGCACGUCGCGCACACGCUGUGGGACCCCGCCAAUGUGGUCGUCGCUAACGGGGGCAUACCGCCGCUGACGUAUGAGAUGUUCCUGCAUACGGUCGGCAUCAUCGGAGACCCACCGCGGCCGGUGGCGGACGCGGACCUCACGGACGUGAAGUUCGUGGAGCUGCCGGCCAGCUUCUACGAGGAGUUCCAGGUGUUUGAGAAGGCGCCGAAGCCCGAUGCCCUAGGCGUGUACCUGGAGGGCGAGGACAUCCGCAUGAUACGCUGGGUGGGCGGAGAGACGGCCGCCAUGCGCCAGAUGCAGCACCGCCUCGCCACGGAGUACGAGACCUUCUGCAGAGGUUCCUACUUGCCGACCCACGGCAACCCCGAUCUGCUCGGCCCGCCGGUGUCUCUCAGCCCGGCGCUGCGCUUCGGAUGUCUGUCUGUGCGCAGAUUCUACUGGGCCCUACAAGAUUUAUACCAUCAAGUCCAUCAAGGACGACUCUCCGCUACGCAUUUCAUCACAGGUCAACUGAUUUGGCGCGAAUACUUCUACACGAUGGCCAUCAACAACCCUCAGUAUGGGCAGAUGGCCGGCAAUCCUAUCUGCCUUGACAUACCGUGGAAACAGCCGCAGGGUGACGAGUUGCAGCGUUGGAAGGAGGGCAGGACGGGGUUCCCGUUCAUCGACGCGGCGAUGCGUCAGCUGCGCCUGGAGGGCUGGCUGCACCACGUGCUCCGCAACACGGUGGCGUCGUUCCUCACGCGCGGCACGCUGUGGCUGUCCUGGGAGCACGGCCUGCAGCACUUCCUCAAGUACCUGCUGGACGCCGACCUGUCGGUGUGCGCGGGCAACUGGAUGUGGGUGUCGUCGUCGGCGUUCGAGGCGCUGCUGGACAGCGGCGAGUGCGCGUGCCCCGUGCGGCUCGGCCAGCGGCUGGAACCGAGCGGGCGGUACGUGCGCCGCUAUGUGCCUGAACUUACGGGCAUACCUGAUGAAUACAUCUACGAGCCGUGGAAGGCGCCGCUGGACGUGCAGACGCGCGCCGGCUGCAUCAUCGGCAAGGACUACCCCGCGCCCGUCGUCGACCACGUCGCCUGCGCGCACCAGAACAGGAACGCCAUGGAGGAGCUACGUCGUAUCUUGGAGAAGGCGCCGCACUGCUGCCCCUCUUCCGAAGAAGAGAUCCGCCAGUUUAUGUGGCUCGACCAAUCCGACAUAUCCUCUGUGGUCUCCUAAAUGACACCUUAUGAAAACCACAUUAGGUGCAUUUUUGUCUGCGUAUCAUUUGUGUUGCUUUAAUUGAUGUAAUAGUUGCAUUUCAAUCUAUCUAUCUUUUGGUGUUCUAAAUUCGACACUAAGUUGACUGUUAGGUACUAUCAUAGAAAUUGAUUCAUAAGUAAAUA
Aricia agestis (brown argus) is the source of this 2007-nucleotide messenger RNA. It is a transcript of the gene cry, whose product is annotated as cryptochrome-1. Gene Ontology annotation, cellular component: cytoplasm; nucleus. Gene Ontology annotation, biological process: entrainment of circadian clock by photoperiod; circadian regulation of gene expression. The transcript is spliced from 13 exons. Gene Ontology annotation, molecular function: FAD binding; DNA binding. The record is from RefSeq and is a predicted model, not a curated record. The coding region runs from base 248 to 1840 and encodes 530 amino acids. NCBI's taxonomy places the organism in Eukaryota, Metazoa, Arthropoda, Insecta, Lepidoptera, Lycaenidae.